CGACGAGUACUAGUUCGAGAAACCCGAGAGAAUCCGAAGCCAACAAGCACAGGCAAAGUCUGUCAGUCAGGCAGUUAGUCAGUUUUUUCUGUACUAAGAAAAGAACUUCAAGAACUGUGCGGUCGGUCGUUGGUUUGGUUAUGGCAACGACAACGACGACGCUAGUCAAGUAAUGCCUCUGCUGCGAAUCAAUAUCGAAAUCAGUCAGUCUUAAAGGUGUCGUCAGCCGGUAAAGACACACAUGUGACAACUAAUUUUUUUUAAUGAAAACACUCAGGCCCGAGAGUCUUGUACUGUGCGCCUAUAACUAAGAAUAGUAUUUAUCGUAAUAGAAUUAAUAUUUGAAAAAAAAAAAUAUAAGAAACAAAACAAAUAGCAAAAAAAAAAAAUAAACACCACCGUUGCCGUUCAUUCUGUGAAAAAAGUUGUGUGAACACAAGAAGAAGAAAAAAAUUUAAAAAAAGAUAAAUAAAUUAUAAAUAAAAAUAAUUCAUGGGAAUUAUUUAGUUUCAUUGAGAGCUACGAUUAAGCCAACAAAAAAUAGUAACACAUUAAAAAACGUAACAAAAUUAUUAAACCAGUUCCUGAAUCAUCAAGUGGAUUACACGAAUCGUCACAGUUAGGCUUGAUUUGCAGAAGAAACUUUCGAAAAUCUCAUCAUGCAAGACCUAAAUAUGACAGAAAAGAAUUGUGAAAAUUCGAAAAAAUCUGAAAAUCCUUCGCCGCCAGAUAAAAGUGAAGAACAUCCUACCUCGUAGGUAUAUGGAAACAAUUGUUCACCUGUUCAAAGGUAAUAUUGGCCCAGGGCUAUUUGCUAUGGGUGACGCCUUCAAAAAUGGUGGCCUUAUAGUUUCACCUAUACUCACCAUUGUGAUAGCGUUGAUCUCAGUUCACUGCCAACACAUUCUCUUAAAUUGCUCAAAAAGGGUAAAAGAACUAAGUCGAUCAGAACAAUGUCCUGAUUAUGCGGAAACGGUGGGUCAGUGUUUUGAAAUAGGACCACCGAAACUACGUAGUUGGGCAGUACAUAUGCGGACAGUUGUUAAUAUAUUUAUUUGUGUAACUCAGCUGGGAUUUUGUUGCAUUUACUUUGUUUUUAUAAGCACAAAUCUUGAACAGAUCUUAAAUCAUCAUGGUUAUUAUUGGAAUGUACAUCUAAUUAUGUUGAUUGCAUUUGUUCCCAUCCUAUUGACUUCUUUAAUAACAAAUCUAAAGUACCUGACGCCUGUUUCACUGUUAGCUAAUCUUAGUAUGGUAAGUGGAUUAGUCUUGACGAUGUAUUUUGCAUUUAAAGGAGGUCUUCCGGCGCCCAGUGAACGUGAAUACUUCACCAAUGCUCCUCAACUAGCGCUAUUUUUUGGCACAGCAAUAUUCGCAUUUGAAGGUAUUGCCUUGGUGUUGCCACUUAAAAAUGCUAUGAAGAAACCAACUAAUUUCGAUAGACGAAUGGGUGUGUUGAAUGUUGGAAUGACAUUUGUAGCAUUUGCAUUCAUAUUUGCUGGAUUCUUUGGUUAUUUGAAAUGGGGCAAUAAUGUUGGCGGAAGUUUGACUUUGAACUUGGGAAGUAGUUGGCUGGCACAAGUAGUUCAGUUGAUUGUAUCAUUGGGAGUUCUUCUGGGAUAUCCAUUACAAUUCUUUGUAGCCAUUCAAAUUAUGUUCCCAGCUAUUCAAGAGAUGUUCAAACUUAACCCGAACUCGUUAACUGGUGAGCUUAGUUUUAGAGCUGCUAUGGUUAUCAUCACAUUGGCCAUUGCUGAAUUAGUACCAAAGUUGAGUCUAUUCAUAUCGUUGAUUGGAGCACUUUGUUCAACAGCACUGGCGCUAGUGUUUCCACCUUUAAUUGAAUUAAUCGUCCGGACGGAAAAUUCCAAAGGACCCGGUGUGCAAAUUUUUGCAAAGAAUAUUUUCAUUCUCAUAUUGGCACUGUUGGGUUUCUCAACAGGAACUUACGAAAGUAUAUCGGCGAUUGUAAAAGAGUUUCAAUUAUAGUUUUUAAUAAUAAUGAUCGAUCACAAUACAUAGAACCUUAAGUUUAUACAUACAGCAUAACAUCUUAAUUAUUUUUUAGAUAUUAUAAAUAAAAAAACAAAACAAAGAUUUUUUGUACCUUACAAUUUAUACACUUGAUAAGUGCCUUUUGAAACAAGAGUGGUAUUUUAUAUAUUGUAAUUUUUAGUGAUUACUUUUAGAUUGUAAGAAGAGAAACUAAAACCAAUGUUUAUAUGUUGAUUUAAAUUAUAAGAUUAAUUUUUUAAGAAAAUAAAACUGCUUACAUUUAAUAGAA
Episyrphus balteatus (marmalade hoverfly) is the source of this 2284-nucleotide messenger RNA. RefSeq names its product proton-coupled amino acid transporter 1. The coding region runs from base 763 to 1989 and encodes 408 amino acids. Gene Ontology annotation, biological process: amino acid transmembrane transport. The transcript is spliced from 6 exons. Gene Ontology annotation, cellular component: vacuolar membrane. Gene Ontology annotation, molecular function: amino acid transmembrane transporter activity. The record is from RefSeq and is a predicted model, not a curated record. Lineage: Eukaryota; Metazoa; Arthropoda; Insecta; Diptera; Syrphidae.